AACAUCACAAAGCGGCUGACAAAAAGAAGGAGAAAGCGUAGGAAGGCGAUUUACUUUAGUCUAGCUCUAACAUAAACGAAAAGAUAUUAGUUAUAACGGCUAUACCAAGGGCAGAUCGUAGGGUAUGAUUACUACGUCUGGGAGAAAGCCACAUUUACAGGUUGCCAGCACCGGUUCCCUGUUAACAAGCGGCGGUAUUAUGGAUGGAAAAACCGCGAGUACGGAUUUGUUACCUCCACUCAAGCCGUCAACAAAAGCAAAUUUAAAACACCAAAGUCACGAUGGUACGAAUGGAGGGGGAACUUUACCGCAUUUGGGAAGUAUUCAAGUGCAACAGUUAUUCGAAGAGGAGACGAAUAACAAGCUUCAGGGAAAAUCGAUGCCUGUAGUCCAUGACCAUGGUCUACCAUCGGUUUCUAGGACGGGACGCUCACCCUCAGUAAUAGAGCGAAGACAAAGCAGUAACAGCACAGGCUCGCAAAAGAGUCGGUCUUUCACAGCAGAGGUGGCUAUGAAGCAAUAUAUGCACAAGCUAUCUGGCUACGAGACCCACGAGAUCUUCAAUUAUUCGCAAAUUUAUUUUGUCGGCGAGGCUGCAAAGAAACGGCAAGGUGUGGUUGGUGGCGCAAAUAAUUGUGGAUAUGACGACGAGCAAGGUUCAUAUAUCCAUGUUCCUAAAGACCACAUCGCCUACAGGUACGAAGUUCUCAAGAUUAUCGGUAAAGGAAGCUUUGGACAAGUUGUGAAGGCACUCGAUCACAAGACUAACACGCACGUAGCUUUGAAAAUGGUACGAAACGAGAAACGCUUUCAUCGGCAAGCACAAGAAGAAAUUCGGAUCUUAGAACAUCUGAAGAAACAAGAUAAGGACAACACGCAUAAUAUAAUUCACAUGUUGGAACAUUUCACAUUUAGGAACCAUGUCUGUAUGACUUUCGAACUUCUAAGUAUGAAUCUCUACGAGCUAAUUAAGAAGAACAAAUUCCAAGGUUUUAGUUUACCAUUGGUACGCAAGUUUGCUCACUCGAUUCUUCAAUGUUUAGACGCUUUGCACAAAAACCGCAUAAUUCAUUGUGACUUGAAACCGGAAAAUAUUCUACUUAAACAGCAAGGAAGAAGUGGAAUAAAGGUUAUUGACUUCGGAUCGAGUUGUUACGAACACCAGAGAAUUUACACAUACAUCCAGAGUAGGUUUUACCGAGCACCGGAGGUCAUCUUAGGGGCACGCUACGGUAUGCCUAUCGAUAUGUGGAGCUUUGGUUGUAUUCUUGCUGAACUUUUAACUGGCUACCCGUUGUUCCCGGGAGAAGAUGAAGGCGACCAACUUGCUUGUAAUAUGGAACUGCUUGGUUAUAUCCCAGAAAAGUUAAGAGAGACCUCCAAACGAGCGAAGAACUUCAUAAACUCUAAAGGUUAUCCCCGAUACUGUACUAUCACAACACUACCUGACGGAAGCGUUGCUGUUAGCGGAGGUCGUUCGCGGCGCGGUAAAACCAGAGGUGCACCAAACUCCAAGACCUUUGUACAGGCUCUCAAAGGAUGCGACGAUGCUAUGUUUAUCGAUUUCUUGAAGAGAUGUCUAGAAUGGGACCCAAGUGCUCGUAUGACGCCGUCCCAAGCUUUGCGACAUCCGUGGUUAAGACGAAGAGCCUUGCCACGGGCCCCCGAAAGUAACAAUAACUUGGCUUCCGCUACUUCGACCGAGAAACGUCGAUCCGCGGUAGGAAAGUUUCCACCUACGGGACCAUCUUCUGGAAAAAACAAGCCACGGAGACCCAUAGAGAUCGGGGAAGAUGUGAACGACUCUGCUUCGCUAAACACAAGAACUGUACUUCCGAAAAUCGCAGGGAGGUAGUGCAUAUAGAGAAUUCGCAAUUAGAAAUAUGCAUCUUGAAUUUGAAUGAUAGUUUGAAACUCACAUACUGGAUAUGAUUUUAUAAGAAUUUAGUUAUUGGUUUUUAAUAUUUUGUUAUCAUUGAGUUUCAAGGUUAAGUUGUAUAGUAAGAGCAGAGUGUUUUAUACCUUGGUCGCGGCGUUUUAUUUUAUGAAUAUUGAAAGUAUUAUUUUGACAAGAAACCAAUUUAACGUUUAGUACAUGACUAAGUGAAAAUAGGUUUUCAAUUGUCAAAGCCAAAAAUGGGAAUUUCAUGCCAUUGUAGAUACGUGAGACUGUUUUAUACUCUUCGCUGGUCUUAUCCAGAACAUACAGAUUCAUCUUAUUUUUAUGGACAAAGAAAUAGGAAACAUUCGCAAACACUUGGUAGCCGUUCGUACGUUGUCGACCAUGUUAUGUCCAUAUUGUAAAUACCAACAAUGUCCCAAAAUAUACGAGUGAAAAACGUUGUACAGAUAUCGAAUUAUCUAAAAAAAAUAAUAAAUGAAGAAUAUUACAUAAAA
Nematostella vectensis (starlet sea anemone) is the source of this 2397-nucleotide messenger RNA. RefSeq names its product dual specificity tyrosine-phosphorylation-regulated kinase 2. NCBI's taxonomy places the organism in Eukaryota, Metazoa, Cnidaria, Anthozoa, Actiniaria, Edwardsiidae. The record is from RefSeq and is a predicted model, not a curated record. The transcript has a single exon. Gene Ontology annotation, cellular component: nucleus. Gene Ontology annotation, molecular function: ATP binding; protein serine/threonine/tyrosine kinase activity; protein serine/threonine kinase activity. Gene Ontology annotation, biological process: peptidyl-serine phosphorylation; peptidyl-threonine phosphorylation. The coding region runs from base 125 to 1855 and encodes 576 amino acids.